Papilio polytes (common Mormon) is the source of this 662-nucleotide messenger RNA. RefSeq names its product actin-related protein 10 (gene Arp10). NCBI's taxonomy places the organism in Eukaryota, Metazoa, Arthropoda, Insecta, Lepidoptera, Papilionidae. The transcript has 3 exons. The coding region runs from base 156 to 524 and encodes 122 amino acids. The record is from RefSeq and is a predicted model, not a curated record.
CAGCAUGCGUCAUUGCAUUGUCAAAUGUCGACGAUGUUGUAGUAGUUACAAUAAUAACAAAGUUUUACAAAAAACAUUAUCUUCUUGGUAGUUUACAUUUCUAACACGAAAUAUCUGCUAAUUUUUGGAAAAAGUUUAGUAUUAGCGACAAAACCAUGGCGCUCUACGAGGGCAUUGCGCUUAUUCAAGAAAAACAAGCAGUUGUCUUGGAUCUGGGCACCGAUUACACCAAGUUCGGGUUCACGGGCGAGCCGGCCCCGCGCUGCAUCGUGCGCUCCGAGUUCUGGUGCGAGGCGGAGCGCCGAUACAAGCGGCUGCACGACUACCGCACGCCACAGGAGCUCUAUGACAACCUUGUCCAUAUGCUGCAUUUGUUGUAUUUUAGACAUGUGCUGGUGAACCCGAAGGAGCGGCGCGUGGUGGUGGUGGAGUCCCUGCUCACGCCCACAAUCUUCCGAGAGACUCUCGCUAAAGUUCUCUUUAUACAUUAUGAGGUAUUGAGGAGAAUCCAUUUUAAUAAAUAAAUAUUCACCGUCCUGAGAAGAAGUAUUACCAAAUAUGUGCAUGUGGACCUCAAGUGAGAAACGACAUCCAUAUCAUUCCAUCGGUUGCUUUAUCAAGAUGUGGAACGGUGGCUAGUGUAGUGAGGGGCAUUUGCGCAG